Molecule: messenger RNA, 992 nt
Organism: Andrographis paniculata
Lineage: Eukaryota; Viridiplantae; Streptophyta; Magnoliopsida; Lamiales; Acanthaceae
Product: transcription factor MYB17-like
Exons: 3
Coding region: 1-759 (252 amino acids)
Source: RefSeq, a predicted model, not a curated record
AUGGGGAAAAGAAGAGUUAAAAAUGAAGAUGAGAAGAAAAGAAAGUCAAAGAUGAAGAUGAAGAUGAAGAAGAAGAAAAAACCAUGUUGUGAAAAAGAGGGGUUGAAGAAAGGGGCAUGGACUGCUCAAGAGGAUAGAAUUCUAGUCGAUUUCAUCACUCAAAAUGGCCAUCCCAAUUGGAGAAAUCUCCCUAAACUUGCAGGUCUUCUACGGUGUGGCAAAAGCUGUCGGCUUCGCUGGACUAACUACCUACGGCCGGGGAUCAAACGAGGACCCUUCACCCCAGACGAGGAGAAAGAGAUCAUUCACCUGCACACCACUCUUGGUAACAAGUGGUCUGCAAUAGCUUCAUGUCUGCCUGGGAGAACCGACAACGAUAUCAAGAACUACUGGAACUCACAUUUGAGGAAGCGAAUCAUCCCCGAUCAGUCCCCUUCUUCUCCUAUGUCUCAGAACGACGAGUCCCUGUCCAGUGUCACAUUGCUUCUCAGCCCACCAUUUGGUGUUGAGCCAGGUGUAUCUCAAUCCGGUGCCUCUCCUGAAAGGGAUCAUCCGAAAAUCGAACUCGUCACAACCUGCAAGAAGGAAGAAGAAAACAUCAUGAUAGAUUUUUCAGACAACUCAAGCUCAUACGAAUUCAAUGAUUCCACAGAUGCAAUGCUGAUGCUGUUGCUCGAUUUUCCUGCACCUGGCAAUGAUAUUGAAUUCCUACAAGGUCCUCCUCCCACUGCUGAUAUCCCUAAUCACAUUCAAAUGUAAAUUCGACAGGAGCCGAAGCAAUGCAGACAAUUUCAUCUACUUUCAUAGUUGUACUGAAAAAAAUUCAAUAAUUGAAUGGCACAAAUAAGCUUACAAGCUAAUGUAUUUUUUUGUCACAAAUUCAGAAGUUAAAAACUCUUUACAGACACUGUGAAGACCUACAAAUAAAGAAAUAUCAUCACACUAUGCACACACAAACUAAUGAGAAAACAAAUAUUAAUUCUACAAUAAAU